AUGCUUCAAGCACGCUUCACCUUCACUUAUUGCUUCAUGAAAUCACAACUCUAUAUUCACAAAUCACAGACUAUAAGUCUGAUUUCAUUCAGUCGUAUCUUCAUAAUUUUAGCCAUUUUGAACGCUGCGCUACUUCCGACCAGCGUCAUAGCAACAGAGUAUGUAGUGGGAGACGACAGUGGUUGGACCAUCGGUUUAAAUUACCAAACAUGGGCUAGCAAUAAAGAUUUUAAAGUUGGUGACAAGCUAGUGUUUAAUUAUCCGAAAGGCAUACAUAAUGUCUUCAUAGUUAAUGGUAGUUCGUAUGCAAACUGCAUUAUUCCGCCCCCAAGCAAAGCUCACACCUCUGGACAUGACAUCGUAUCCCUAAUGGCCCCAGGCGAUAGUUGGUUUAUUUGUGGUGUAGGGAACCAUUGUGCUUUCUACAACCAGAAGCUGGCCAUCAAUGUCAAAGCAUGA
Molecule: messenger RNA, 459 nt
Organism: Lactuca saligna
Lineage: Eukaryota; Viridiplantae; Streptophyta; Magnoliopsida; Asterales; Asteraceae
Source: the annotation of a GenBank genome assembly